AUGAUGGCCUCCCAAAACGACGAGGAUCCAUUCCUCCAAGUCCAAGCAGACGUGCUAUCUGCCCUCAACAAUGCGAGGCCAUUGUUCAAGUCGUAUCUUCGCAUCAGGUCCUCGGCAUCCUCGGCAAAUAGCCCCGAGCUCCGUGAGGCACGCAGCGAGCUCGAACAAACACUGCAGGAUCUCAGCCAAGACCUCGAGGACCUGGUGGAAAGCGUCAAGGCCGUGGAACACGACCCCUAUCGCUUUGGUCUCGAGAUUGACGAAGUAGAGCGCCGCCGGACGCUGGUCAAGGAUGUCGGCUAUGAAAUCGAGAAUAUGCGCGAUGAGCUUCAGCAGACGGUCCAGCACGCCAAGAACAAGGGAAAGAAUGCUGCCAACGGCGGCGACAUGCUGCCUGACCCCGACACAUUCGAAGAUGACGACAAUUAUGCUGCGUUUGAGCAGGAGCGGCAAAUGGAGAUGAUGCACGAACAGGACGAGGCUCUAGAUGGCGUGUUCCGCACGGUGGGCAACUUGCGACAGCAGGCUGACGACAUGGGUCGUGAGCUGGAAGAGCAGGGCGAGCUGCUUACCGAUGUUGACAACAUAGCUGACCGAGUGGGCGGCAAACUCCAGACGGGCCUGAAGAAGGUUGGCUGGGUCAUCAGGAAGAACGAAGACUCGUGGUCCAGCUGCUGUAUUGGCGUGCUGAUCUUCGUCUUGAUCCUGCUGCUCGUCCUUCUGCUCUUCCUCUGA
Molecule: messenger RNA, 735 nt
Organism: Exserohilum turcica Et28A
Lineage: Eukaryota; Fungi; Ascomycota; Dothideomycetes; Pleosporales; Pleosporaceae
Exons: 3
Coding region: 1-735 (244 amino acids)
Biological process (GO): Golgi vesicle transport
Cellular component (GO): membrane
Source: RefSeq, a predicted model, not a curated record